This is a messenger RNA of Seminavis robusta, 954 nucleotides long. The record is from the annotation of a GenBank genome assembly. NCBI's taxonomy places the organism in Eukaryota, Bacillariophyta, Bacillariophyceae, Naviculales, Naviculaceae.
AUGAAGCUCUCAAAUAUUUUCACGUGGAUAAGUGCACAGGAUGAAGCCGCUGAUGAACAUGUCAGAAUUGUCAAUCUGCAGAGUUUGGUGCACAAAGAGGGGAACGAUUACGGUGCAAUGGAACAGCAGCUAACCGUACAAAUGGGAGACGAUAGUGGCAGUGACGAUGAGUCGCAUGCAUCAAGUAGUACUGCUACAAUCGGCCGAUUGUACAACUGGAUGGAUCCCGAGGCACGGGCGAGCAUGGUUGAUAGUGUCUUUAGCACCGUGCGUUCGGCCGAAGACUACGAGGUCGUCGAGGAGACCAACGAGUCCGAGCUGUACCGGAAAAGCAGCUCCCUCCAACGCGCCAUGCCCGAGAGGCUCUUUGCGCUGACGAUUACCCUACUCUUGGAGAUUCCUGUCCUGAUGAUGGUGUCUGGCGGAUCGGACGCAUUAUGCGGAUUGAUUGGUCGAUCCCGCUAUCAGCUUUUGAUUGGGUUUUUGCCCUUGACAAGUGCCAUUUCGGGCAAUGUUGGGCUUCAGGCAAGUACACUCACUACAAGAGCAAUCUCCCACUCGCACAUCACGGUGAAGGACUUUCGGUUGUGGUUGUGGACCGAAGUAGCGGCUGCGAUUUACCUUGGCACGAGCAUGGGUGCCAUGCUGGGAAGUAUUGCCUACGUUGCUAGCGGAUUCGACUUUGCCUUUGGAACUACCAUCUGCAUCUCGCAACUUUUGUCUGUGGUUACAGCAGGCCUUACAGGAACAGUAGCGCCACUGCUUUUCAGUUUCCUAUUCAAGCGUGAUAGUGGAAAAUGGGGAGGCCCCCUGGAGACUGCAAUCCAAGACAUUGUCGGUAGCUUUGCCAUGGUAAUUAUCAGUUACUACAUCCUCCUCGUACUUGGACCCGGACCGAUUGAUCCCAGUGAUGUCUGCGGCCCCCAACUGGUGGCAGACCUGUCAGCAGCAUAG